GCCAAAAUGAAAUUCAUAGGGUUAAAGUUCGUCCACGUACCCCACUAUCUGAACGACACAACGUAUGCAAACGUUGAUUAAAUCUUUCUGAUGUUGCGUACAACCAAUUCACUCUGUUCUAAUACCUCCCUGCAAUCCGCCUUCAAAACGACACAACUUACCAUUAGGUCGAUUCAAUCCUUCGUGCCGUCGUUUCUCCUUCGACGCCUCGCUUUCUAUAUAAACCCUUUUCCUCUGGCACGUCCAUAGCGUAUUAUUACGUUUCCAAGAUGUCAUGUUCCUCAACUUUUGGAUCGGUUUGGCUCACCCGUCUGAAAUCGAUCUAUGUUUUUCUGUCUAAAAUGAAAGUGGCUCUCCCCUGGAAAAUUCUUGGAUUAAUCUACAUAUUGUUAUGGAGCCUGAUGAAAUCAAGAAAAGAAAGCAAGGGAGUCCUGAAUCUUGAUAUUGGUGGCAGGUGCUUGCAAAUGGGAAGUUUACAAGAUUUUUGGGCAGAAAUUUGCAACUGUAGAUCGCCCAUAUUUCUUUUUCAUUACUCAACCCCUAUGCAAAAACAAGUUGUUGCACAAAAUUUUAACCAGGAAAUGAGUAAUUAUAACUGUAAUGAAGGGAUUUCUAGAGGUGGAAACAUUAGGGAGGGGCAACAAAGAGUAAUACGUUGUUUUAACACUGGAUAA
Molecule: messenger RNA, 674 nt
Organism: Lactuca saligna
Lineage: Eukaryota; Viridiplantae; Streptophyta; Magnoliopsida; Asterales; Asteraceae
Source: the annotation of a GenBank genome assembly